AUGUUUGCGAGCGGCGUGGUAUCGGGCCAACGUGGUCUCAUCAUCUAUGUGUUCACGUUUGCCGCCAAUAUAUCGGCAACAGCUGCUCUCGCAUAUCGCAUUUGGAAAGUGGACAGAGAUGCUGCCUGUCAGACUAGCUCGCGCAGUAGCUUGCGACCCGUGGCCAUUGUCAUCAUCGAGUCCGGAGCCAUAUAUACAGCAAUUCUAAUCCUUGCUCUCAUUGCGGCGAUACAUGCGCUAGAGGCGGAGUACGUCGUCAAUAGCAUUAUCCCAGCUGUGAUCUCGGCAACGUUCAACAUGGUCUUUAUACGCAUCGCUCUAGCGAGAGUACCGGGCGCAAGUUCUUCGUCCUCGCCCAAAAUCACAGUCAGCUCUGUGUUAUUCAACCCCAGGGCGUUCGCUACGAGCACCAAGAGAACAGGAAGCAGUGCCAAUGUCUCCGCCACUCCGCCAGUGUAUAUUCAGGAUGUCUCCACCGAGAGGGAUGGGAUAGACUCAGUAUGA
Messenger RNA from Postia placenta MAD-698-R-SB12, 504 nucleotides. RefSeq lists its product as hypothetical. NCBI's taxonomy places the organism in Eukaryota, Fungi, Basidiomycota, Agaricomycetes, Polyporales, Adustoporiaceae. The transcript is spliced from 3 exons. The record is from RefSeq and is a predicted model, not a curated record. The coding region runs from base 1 to 504 and encodes 167 amino acids.